Messenger RNA from Amphiprion ocellaris (clown anemonefish), 4388 nucleotides. RefSeq names its product DENN domain containing 11 (gene dennd11). NCBI's taxonomy places the organism in Eukaryota, Metazoa, Chordata, Actinopteri, Pomacentridae. Gene Ontology annotation, cellular component: cytoplasm. The record is from RefSeq and is a predicted model, not a curated record.
AUGGUGGAGCAGUCGGACCGAGCCCCGCUGCUGGACUGGGAGGAGAUCCCACCGCCGGACCCGAACCAGGCGAGCCAGCCGCCGCCUCGGGAGGAGGACGCGGCGGCGGAGAAAAGUUCGCAGCCGGCCGGGAGGCGCACACCGACCGGCGCUGCGGCCGGAACCACUGGGUGGAGCAGCACCACCACCAACACCACCGACACCAUCAUCACCUGCAGCCCCACACGGAGCCUCACAGCGGUCGUUGCCAGCGGGGACGCGGGGAGCCCGAGGCGGCCGAGGACGGAGCUCUCUGCAUGGGAUCGCCCGGAGCCUCUCGGCACGGAUCGGGGCGUUCCCUUCCCCGGCCUGGUGCGGGACCAGUGGGAGGAGAAGGACCAGAUCGUGGCCGUGUUUGUUGUUACCUUUGAUACGAGAUCAGGGAACAUGGUGGAAUGGUGUCUGCCUCACGACAUCAACCUGGACGGAGUGGAGUUCAAGUCGAUGGCCAGCGGCUCCCAUCGGAUCACCAGCGACUUCAUAUAUUUCCGUAAGGGCUGUUACUUCGGGCUGGCCUGCUUCGCUAACAUGCCUGUGGAGAGUGAACUGGAGCGAGGAGCGAGGAUGAAGUCUGUGGGAAUCCUGUCUCCGUCCUACACUCUGCUUUACCGCUACAUGCACUUCCUAGAGAACCAAGUCAGACACCAGCUGCAGUGUCCAGGCCAGUAUUCUCCACUAGAGGCCUUCUAUGAGGAUAAGAAGGCUGUUCUCCCCCCAACAGGAAACGGUCUGGUCAACGCCUGUCCCACCUGGAGCGUGACCACCAUCAACCGCUGCAUGCACCCAGAAAUGAAGAUCACCCACCCGGCUGGCUGUAUGUCCCAGUUCAUCCAGUUUUUCGGGGAGCAGAUAAUGGUUUUGUGGAAGUUUGCUUUACUUCGGAAACGUCUCCUCAUCUUCUCUCCUCCGCCUGUAGGCGUGGUCUGCUAUAGGGUGUAUUGCUGCUGCUGCCUGGCCAACGUUUCUUUACCUGGAAUUGGAGUUUCUGUGCCUGAAUUGAGGCCUUUCUUCUACAUCAACAUAGCCGACAUCACCACCCUGGAAACAGAGAUGUCCUACGUGGCCUGCACCACAGAGAAGAUUUUUGAGGAGAAGAAGGAACUGUACGACGUCUACAUCGAUAACCAGAAUGUGAAAACUCAUAGAAGCCAUUUGCAGCCGCUGCUCAGACUGAAUGCAGCAGAUAAGGAGAAGUACAGGAAACUGAGUGAACAGAGGCAGCUGUUGCUGUAUUCUCAGGAGGUGGAUGAAGACUGCACGUCAAACGAAGAGGAUCUUUUCAUUCUGUUCUUCAUGGAGCUGAAUAACCGCAUCUUCCAGACGCUGUCGGAGGUAGCAGGGAGCAGCGAUCCUACCCUCACCGCUGAGCAUGUGAGGGCGAUGGGGCUGGACCCCCAGGCUGAUCGCUCCUUCCUGGUCGACCUGCUGGAGGUGUACGGCAUCGAAGUAACGCUGGUCAUAGACAACCUCUGCUGCCCCUGAACCCUCUUUUUCACCCUGAGAAACUUGGAUACCACUGGAUUAUCUGUGCCUACACGGCCUCUACACACACACACACACACACACACACACACACACACACACACACACACAGACACACACAAAGACACACAAAGACACUGAAGACACUGCCUCCACCCUGGGACUUCAUGUGUUGCCUGCUGUCCCCUCCUGGGUGUCUGUUUCCCGUCUGUGUGUCUCAUCCGACCAGCAGACAGUUUUUUUCUACCCACAGUGGGUGAUAAGGACACCUAAACGUGAUACACUGGUUCAUGGUGGCUGAUAAAGACCUGCCUAGAGGACAGCUGCAGCUCUUACAGCCAUUCUCAUCUCAUGUCACUCACUCGGUACUGUUGUUGUCGGAAAUAUGGAUCUCUUCUGUGUGUUUGACUUGAUUCUGGCCUAAAUAGCCAAAACUGAAGCACUGGAUGGAAAUAUUAAAUAUCUUCUUGGACUCUGGUCCUGACCACAGGACGACUGAUUGUUCUCCACGACACUUGUUUCAGUUCAGACGUCAGUCUCACCAUCCUGCAGCUUUAUGUCCACUUCCAGCUCGUCUCAAGGAUAGAUUUAUAUUGGGGAACGCUUCGAAUUCCUUCUCUGGAAAACCAAACUUCUGCUGUCGUCCCGUACUUGGAUGUCUUUUCUUGUUCUGGUAAAAUCGUAAAAACGAAAGCUUUUUCACCACUUUAUUUGCCUUUUGAAAGGAAGCAAUAGGAGUCUGUGUGUUCAAAGUGUUGCCCUUUGUAUGUAAAUUCACCCUCGCAGCCUCUUCUAGUUUUUGCUAUUUCUUCCUGAGUGUAACUGAACGGUUAGACUACAAAUGAAAUAUUUUGUGUGCUAUCCUCUUUAUAAUGGGGAGGGUUGAUUAAUAUGAAGCUGAAUAAGAAGAAAGAACCUGCUGUAAAUGUUCACCUUAAUGCACCUUGGACACAGAGAGGAUCUGAUCGUGUUGCUCUGUGUGAUUGGUGCUCUCUGGAACUGUUUUUUUGUUGUGUUUUGUCGUUUGUCGUGAGUCGGUGGAGGGUUUUUUAAUGAAUGUGAUUCUGGAACACUAUGUUUUCAUGAAUGCUGCACCGUGUCCACCACUGGACAGCUUCCUGACGUACACAGUCAUGCUUAAUGCAACGUUUUCUGUGCUGUGUUUAUGAUUUGUAGUCUAUGAAAGCCUGUUUCUGUCACUUGGAGAAAAAAAAGUCACAUACUAUCUCAUAAUCAUGAGAUAGAAAGUCAUAUUUAUGAGAUAGUAAGUCACAAUUAUGAAUUACAAACUCAGAAUUCUGACUUUCUAUUUCAUAAUUUUGACUUUCUAUCUCAUAAUUAUGACUUACCAUCUCAUAAAUAUGACUUUCUAUGAGAUAGAAAGUCAUAUUUAUGAGAUACAAACUCAUAAUUAUGACUUUCUAUCUCAUAAUUAUGUGUGUCUCAUAAUUAUGAGAUAGUCAUUAUUAUGACAUACAAACUCAGAAUUUUGACUUUCUAUCAUAAUUUGGACUAUCUAUGAGAUAGAAAGUCAUAUUUAUGAGAUACCAACUGAUAAUUCUGACUUACGGGUUUCCCUAACAAUCUGAGCCAGCAAGUAGCUGAAUAUUAGAGUUUUUAUCCACUGUAGAGCAUCAGAUAGCACCAGUCUCUUGUGAUCCUGCUGAGUGAAGAGCCCUCGAUGGAGCCGCUUUUAGUCUUACUUGUUGAUCAGCUUCAAAGAGAUGCUUUCUGCCGGAGACAAAGAUCUCUUUGUGUGUGUUUUCUGUUGAUAUCCUGACGAGAGCCGAGCAGAAGCUUGAACUCCUCCUCUGUGGGCAGAUUCUCAGAAAGGCUGGCGUCUGUUCCAGCUGAGGGUUUCUCUCUGUCCUUUCAUCGUGGUCCCAUUGAGCCAAUGCAGCUUUAGAGAUGCGCCAACUGUGUCUUUUGAAUCCGCUGGCAGACGGCUCUCAGUUCGUCCAUCACGUUGCCAAUCACAGCGAUAAUUUGUUCCAUGUUGGAACACAUGAGGCGAGUGUUUGCCUCGUAUAAAUGUGAGGUAGUGGUUCUCAACCUUCUCGUGCCCCGAUGCAAGCUAAAACACCAAGUAUUUUUUAAAUCAUGUCUUUUUAAUCAACAUUUUUUUCAUUCUCAAAUUAAAAAAAUAGAAAAAAGAAUCUUAUGGGGGUUCAUCCCCAGGUGAAGAACUGCUGAUUUAAAGUGAGUUUCUAGCAUGAAUUGUUUCUUGAGCUCCUCAGGAUGCUUCCUGGUUUGGUUAAAAAUAAAGAAAGUGCACUAAAUGUUGUCUGAGAGAACAGGGCAGUUGUUGAGCUGUGUUUCUUUUAAAUGGGGCCUUAUGAAAAUGUGACUUUCUCAAACUGAUUUCUGUGCAUCAACAUUAUUUGCUGAAAGAUUAAGCUCAGUCAUUAGCACUCCUGAAUGACCUUUAGUGUCUCCACUGGAACCUGCCGGGUCUAUUUACUCGUCAGCUGAUGUGUUCUCUCUCCUCUGACGGCGUUUGCUUUACAGGUGUCUGUUUAAUGUAAAAGGGAAUGUACACAACACACACCACUGUAUAAAAUGCCUUCUUUGUGGAGCCGUUCACCAGCAUCAGCUAAACUAAUCGUCUGUACAGAGUCACUCUCCUGAAUGUCAGACAGCGAACGUAUUGCACACAUGCAGCAACACAUCCAAGUAGUGUAACCGUCUCCUUCUUUAUUGUAAAUCAAGAAUAGUCACAGAAUAACGAAUAAGUCUUCACCUUUACUAAUGUGAAACACUGUAAGAGAUGUCAGUAAUGUACACAUAAACUCAAUAGCAUGAGCAACUGUCAGUUCCACUGUACUGCCAUUGUAAAACAAUAAAACAUUGAUACUGUUGAAGCAUUA